Entamoeba dispar SAW760 is the source of this 435-nucleotide messenger RNA. RefSeq lists its product as uncharacterized. NCBI's taxonomy places the organism in Eukaryota, Evosea, Mastigamoebida, Endamoebidae. The coding region runs from base 1 to 435 and encodes 144 amino acids. The transcript has a single exon. The record is from RefSeq and is a predicted model, not a curated record.
AUGGGAUUAUAUUCACAUAAUAGUAUUUCUAAUAAAUAUAUUGUAGGUGGAAUGGUAGUUUCUAGUAAAGAUAAAGUUCCAUAUUUGUUUUUAGCUAAUUCAUAUAAAAUUUCAUAUUGGAAGACAGAUAUAGAGAAUUAUAAUGGAGACUUUUCUAUUACUAAUAAAUCAUUUAUGGUAGAGAGGAAUCUUGGAAUAGAUAUUAAAGGUACAUUACAUUUACCAAGAAAAUCUGCAUUCUUAUUAGGAAAAUAUGAAGAUAUUAUUUUUGAACAAAGUACUACUGAAUAUUCAUUAGGAAGUGAUAAUGUAUCAUUUGUAUUUGUAAGUGAUGAGACUACUACUACUACUAGUAAAAGAGAAAAUGAUAAGAAUACUCCUAAUCAAGGGAUGAGUAGAAGAAGAAAAUUAUUUAAAAAAGAGUUAAUUAAUUAA